CGAAAGAAGCCUCUUGUGUAUGCGACGUGUAAACUAAUUUCCCACUUAUUCCCACCCUCCAACCCAUUGCCUCUAUUCCACACACUUCAUACCAUUUCAAACACGCUCCACCUUCUCCAAUUUCUCUCUUAUUUCUUUCACAAACCCAAGUUAAGAUUACAACACAUCAAAGGAAACAAAUCUUCACCUCUUUUUAUCUCCCACUGCAUGAAACAAGACAAGAACCCUCCUUUCAUGGCUCACCAAUCUGAAGCAGACCAGAUAAUUCCUUCUCAGCCAUUGGAACCUAACAUGGAGCAGCAACAAGAAAAAAAAGAAGAAGAAGAACACAAUAACAUUGAUGCUAGAGAGAAAUAUAAAGAUAGUUCAAAAGUAACAUCACAAGACCCUUGUGCUUCGAAGGAAAUAGGAGCAGCAGCAUUGGAGGGAGAGGAUAGUGGGCGUGAGAAGCUGAAGAGGCAUAGAAUAGAGGUAGCUAAAAGGGUUUGGAUUCCAGAGAUAUGGGAACAAGAGGAGCUCUUAAUGGAUUGGAUAGAUUGCACUGCAUUUGAUGCUUCUUUGGUUCCAAGCACAAUCACAACCGCACGUGCUGCUUUGGUUGAACAAGAUCGAAGAAGAACAACCAAUGCUACUGCUGCUUCUGCUGGACUAAGAAUAGAGAACAGCUCACUUCAUCAAAGGAGAUUUGGUAUGUUUGCUUUUGGGAGAGAAGGCUAGAGUAGAAUGGUGGCGUUCAGAGAAGAAGCUCAAUUUUAUUGAUAUGGAUGCAGCGUAUGUGUCAUCUUCGGAUAUGGCAUCAUGGGGUUCUAAACCAAAAUGUGGGGCAGCAUUUUUUCUGGUGUCAAGUCAUUGAACUCGAACCCUUCGACAUGUUUGUUUCUCAGCUUUGGACCAACAAAUCGGUUGGUCCGAUUUGAAGAAGAUGGAAUUUUUAAUGUUCUGGAACUGAUAAUCGGUCCGUCCGAGUUGCAAGUGAAGUGAAAUUUGUUUUAAUUCGUUUAAUGAAAUCGGAGGGUACGAUUAGGAUUUGUUAAUUUUUUUUUAAAGAAGCAUACUUAAUCGGAGAGUCCGACUUGUUGUGACUAAAACAAAAUUGGCUGAUAAGCGUUCGGACCUCCGAGUUGCUGAUGAAGUGUAUUUUUUUUAAUUCGUGUAAUCAAAUCGGAGGGUACUAUUAGAAGUUUUUCAAAUUUUUUUGAAUGAAUCAUACCUUAUCGGA
Messenger RNA from Arachis duranensis, 1219 nucleotides. RefSeq names its product protein BIC1. Gene Ontology annotation, biological process: blue light signaling pathway. Lineage: Eukaryota; Viridiplantae; Streptophyta; Magnoliopsida; Fabales; Fabaceae. The transcript has 2 exons. The record is from RefSeq and is a predicted model, not a curated record. The coding region runs from base 208 to 717 and encodes 169 amino acids.